GGGAGUUGUAGUCCGCCCCCGCCAGCCGCCUGGUGUGCGCGUCAUGGCCGUCGACACCGCGGUCCCGUCCUCUUCCGCUUGGCCCCAGAAAGUUUCGGUUCUGCCCGGCGGUGGACCCACGAGCGCGUGCCACCACGGAGUCUGACCACUGCUGAGCAGACAGCCACCGAGGGCCGAAAUUCUGAGCCUUCCUCUGGACCCAGGCAGGAGACACACAGACAAGAAAGGCAAACUCACCAUGGCCUCCACCAAUGCAGAGAGCCAGCUCCAGAGAAUCAUCCGAGACUUGCAAGAUGCUGUGACAGAACUAAGCAAAGAAUUUCAGGAAGCAGGGGAACCCAUCACGGAUGACAGCACCAGCUUGCAUAAAUUUUCUUAUAAACUUGAGUAUCUCCUGCAAUUUGAUCAGAAAGAGAAGGCCACCCUCCUGGGCAACAAGAAGGACUACUGGGAUUACUUCUGUGCCUGCCUGGCCAAGGUGAAAGGAGCCAAUGAUGGGAUCCGAUUUGUCAAGUCUAUCUUGGAGCUCCGAACAUCCUUGGGGAAAGGAAGAGCAUUUAUUCGCUACUCCUUGGUGCACCAGAGGUUGGCAGACACCUUACAGCAGUGCUUCAUGAACACCAAAGUGACCAGUGACUGGUACUAUGCAAGAAGCCCCUUUCUGCAGCCAAAGCUGAGCUCGGACAUUGUGGGCCAACUCUAUGAGCUGACUGAGGUUCAGUUUGACCUGGCGUCGAGGGGCUAUGACUUGGAUGCUGCCUGGCCAACAUUUGCCAGGAGGACGCUGACCACUGGCUCGUCUGCUUACCUGUGGAAACCCCCUAGCCGCAGCUCCAGCAUGAGCAGUUUGGUGAGCAGCUACCUGCAGACUCAAGAGAUGGUGUCCAACUUUGACCUGAACAGCCCCCUAAACAACGAGGCAUUGGAGGGCUUUGAUGAGAUGCGACUAGAGCUGGACCAGUUGGAGGUGCGGGAGAAGCAGCUACAGGAGCGCAUGCAGCAGCUGGACAGAGAGAACCAGGAGCUGAGGGCAGCUGUCAGCCUGCAAGGGGAGCAACUGCAGACAGAGAGGGAGAGGGGGCACACUGCAGCAGAGGACAACGUUCGCCUCACUUGCUUGGUAGCUGAGCUCCAGAAGCAGUGGGAGGUCACCCAGGCCACCCAGAACACUGUGAAGGAGCUGCAGACAUGCCUGCAGGCCCUGGAGCUAGGAGCAGCAGAGAAGGAGGAGGACUAUCACACAGCCCUGCGGCGGCUGGAGUCCAUGCUGCAGCCCUUGGCACAGGAGCUUGAGGCCACACGGGACUCACUGGGCAAGAAGAACCAGCAUUUAGCCAGCAUCCCAGAAUGGCUAGCCAUGGCUCAGCAGAAGGCAGAUACAGCAUCAGACACAAAGGGCCAGCAAGAACCUAUUCCCAGUGAUGCAGCCCAGGAGAUCCAGGAGCUAGGGGAGAAGCUUCAAGCCCUAGAAAGGGAGAGAACCAAGGUCGAGGAGGUCAACAGACAGCAGAGUGCCCAACUGGAACAGCUGGUCAAGGAGCUGCAGCUGAAAGAGGAUGCUUGGGCCAGCCUGGAGCACCUGGUGAAGGAGAUGGCCCCACUCCAGGAGGAGUUGUCUGGGAAGGGACAGGAGGCAGACCAGCUCUGGCGACGGCUGCAGGAGUUGCUGGCCCACUCGAGCUCCUGGGAGGAGGAGCUAGCAGAGUUGAGGCAGGAGAAAAAACAGCAACAGGAGGAGAAGGAGCUGCUGGAGCAGGAGGUCAGGUCUCUGACCCGGCAGCUGCAGUUCCUGGAGGCCCAGCUGGCACAGGUGAGCCAACAUGUGAGUGACCUGGAGGAGCAGAAGAAGCAGCUCAUUCAGGACAAAGACCACCUCAGCCAGAAGGUGGGUAUGCUCGAGCGGCUUGCUGGGCAGCCUGGCCCAGAACUGCCAGUGGCAGGUGAGAAGAAUGAGGCCCUGGUCCCUGUGAACUCCAGUCUGCAAGAGGCCUGUGGGAAGCCAGAGGAGGAGCAGAGGGGCCUGCAGGAGGCACAGUUAGACCAUACCAAGGUGCAAGAGGGCAGCCAGGAGGAAGAGCUCCGGCAGGCCAACAGGGAGCUGGAGAAGGAGCUACAGAAUGUGGUUGGGCGUAACCAGCUCCUGGAGGGCAAGCUGCAAGCCCUGCAGGCUGAUUACCAGGCUUUGCAGCAGCGGGAAUCAGCCAUCCAGGGCUCCUUGGCCUCCCUGGAGGCCGAGCAGGCCAGCAUCCGGCACUUGGGUGACCAGAUGGAGGCGAGCUUGCUGGCUGUAAGGAAGGCCAAGGAGGCCAUGAAAGCCCAGGUGGCAGAGAAGGAGGCCACUCUACAGAGCAAGGAGGGCGAGUGUCAGCAGCUGCGGGAGGAGGUGGAGCAGUGCCGGCAACUGGCAGAGGCCCGGCACAGAGAGCUUAGGGCUCUCGAGAGCCAGUGCCAGCAGCAGACCCAGCUGAUUGAGGUCCUCACAGCAGAGAAAGGCCAACAGGGAGUUGGCCCACCCCCCGACAAUGAAGCCCGUGAGCUGGCUGCCCAGCUAGCCCUGUCUCAGGCGCAGCUGGAGGUCCAUCAGGGGGAGGCCCAACGGCUGCAGGCUCAGGUGGUGGACCUCCAGGCCAAGAUGCAGGCAGCCCUGGAUGACCAGGACAAGGUGCAGAGCCAGCUAAGCAUGGCUGAGGCUGUCCUGAGGGAGCAUAAAACCCUUGUGCAGCAGCUGAAGGAGCAGAAUGAAGCCCUUAACAGAGCCCAUGUCCAGGAGCUGCUGCAAUGCUCGGAGCGUGAAGGGGCGCUGCAGGAGGAGAGGGCCGAUGAGGCCCAGCAGAGGGAGGAGGAGCUGCGGGCCCUGCAGGAGGAGCUGUCCCAGGCCAAAUGCAGCUCCAAGGAAGCACAGUUGGAGCACGCUGAGCUGCAAGAGCAGCUGCACCGGGCCAACACGGACACAGCCGAGCUGGGCAUCCAGGUUUGUGCACUGACCAUGGAAAAGGAGCGAGUGGAGGUGGCACUGGCCUGUGCUGUCCAGGAGCUCCAGGAUGCCAAAGAGGCAGCCUCAAGGGAGCAAGAGGGCCUGGAGCGCCAAGUAGCUGGCCUGCAGCAAGAGAAGGAGAGCUUGCAGGAGAAGCUGAAGGCGGCCAAGGCAGCAGCCAGCUCACUGCCUGGCCUGCAGGCCCAACUCGCCCAGGCCGAGCAGCGGGCCCAGAGCAUCCAAGAGGCUGCACACCAGGAGCUCGACACCCUCAAGUUCCAGCUGAGUGCUGAAAUCAUGGACUACCAGAGCAGACUUAAGAAUGCUGGUGAAGAGUGCAAGAGCCUCAGAGGCCAGCUUGAGGAGCAAGGCCGGCAGCUGCAGGCUGCUGAGGAAGCUGUGGGGAAGCUGAAGGCCACCCAAGCAGACAUGGGAGAGAAGCUGAGCUGCACUAGCAACCAUCUUGCAGAGUGCCAGGCCGCCAUGCUGAGGAAGGACAAGGAGGGGGCUGCCCUGCGCGAAGACCUAGAAAGGACCCAGAAGGAACUCGAAAAAGCCACAACAAAAAUCCAAGAGUAUUACAACAAACUCUGCCAGGAGGUGACAAACCGCGAGAGGAAUGACCAGAAGAUGCUUGCUGACCUGGAUGACCUCAACAGAACCAAGAAGUAUCUCGAGGAGCGGCUGAUAGAGCUGCUCAGGGACAAGGAUGCUCUCUGGCAGAAGUCAGAUGCCCUGGAAUUCCAGCAGAAGCUCAGUGCUGAGGAGAGGUGGCUUGGAGACACAGAGGCAAACCACUGCCUCGACUGCAAGCGGGAGUUCAGCUGGAUGGUGCGGCGGCACCACUGCAGGAUAUGUGGCCGCAUCUUCUGUUACUACUGCUGCAACAACUACGUCCUGAGCAAGCACAGUGGCAAAAAGGAGCGCUGCUGCCAAGCCUGUUUCCAGAAGCUCAGUGAAGGCCCUGGCUCCCCUGAUAGCAGUGGCUCAGGCACUAGCCAGGGAGAGCCCAGCCCUGCACUGUCACCAGCCUCACCUGGGCCCCAGGCCACAGGAGGCCAAGGAGCAAAUACAGACUACAGGCCACCGGACGACGCUGUGUUUGAUAUCAUCACAGAUGAGGAAUUGUGCCAGAUACAGGAGUCCGGCUCCUCCUUGCCUGAAACACCCACUGAAACUGAUUCUCUUGACCCAAAUGUAGCUGAACAGGACACUACAUCAACCUCGCUAACGCCUGAGGACACUGAAGACAUGCCCGUGGGGCAGGAUGCGGAAAUCUGCCUGCUGAAGUCUGGAGAACUGAUGAUCAAAGUACCCCUCACAGUGGAUGAGAUCGCCAGCUUCGGGGAGGGUAGAAGGGAGCUGUUUGUGAGGUCCAGCACCUACAGCCUGAUCCCCAUCACUGUGGCCGAGGCAGGCCUCACCAUCAGCUGGGUCUUCUCCUCUGACCCCAAGAGCAUCUCCUUCAGCGUGGUCUUCCAGGAGGCCGAGGACACACCGCUGGAUCAGUGUAAGGUCCUCAUUCCCACGACCCGAUGCAACUCCCACAAGGAGAACAUCCAGGGCCAGCUCAAGGUUCGCACACCCGGCAUCUACAUGCUCAUCUUCGACAAUACCUUCUCAAGGUUUGUUUCUAAAAAGGUACUUUAUCACUUGACGGUCGAUCGGCCUGUGAUCUACGAUGGAAGUGAUUUCCUGUAGCUUCAGCACCUCAGUAACUUCACUUCAUCCACAGGAAACACUAGUCUUCCUCACCUGUCACAUAAAGCAUUUUUUUAAAAAGUCAGCUGCUCCAAAAUCAUCAACUCUGCCCCUCUGGAAGAGAGGCCCUGGGCUGCCCCUCAGAGGCAGCGUCCGGGGAGGACUUUGUGCUCAGCACUCUGCAUCGGCCACUGUUAGCCCCCGAGGCUUUGAAGGGCUCAGGCAAUGUUUCCAUUAAGUAGAGACUCAGCUGUUCUCACACCCAAAGGAAUGCUCUGCCAAAGGUUUAAACACCCGGGAGACCAUCAGCCUCUCCUGGGAGCACGGUUGGCUACAGGCCUCUUGUGGAGAGUUUCACGGGCAGGGGUGAUUCCAACUUCUGCCUGUGGGGAGAUUUUCUGCCCUGCCCCACCAGGGCCCUGCAUCUUGGAGACCUGAGCUGGGUGCCCUGGCCAUGCCCUGUGAAUCCUCGGACUGUGACACCCUCAGGUACUCCCAGGAAAAGGAGGUACACAGCCAUCAUGUGAGUCAGGGUGCCAGGGGACUCCCCUGAGAUCCUGACCAGCUCCUCCAGUCAUGCUCUUGUCCCUCGCUGCCCCAGUAAGCUGGAGGCUGCUUCAGAACUUAGCAGUGUUGGAGGGGCCUCUAAGCUGCACUCUCUUUCUGGCCCUUUUGUCUGGGUGAUUCUGUCCUCAAAUAAAGCCCUUCACUCAGCCAGGCCUCUUCACAGCUCAAAGCAUUGCCCUAAGAAUCAGAAGCAAAGAUAAUCCAAGAACAAAACCCACUGUGCUUGGGGCCUGCAGUGGCUGUGUGUACACUACAUCUAAUGCCCAAAUGCCAGCCAGUGUGGAUGUCGUGACCACAUAGCAGGAUUGUGCAUUGGCUUUAGAGCUACUCCUCAGCUCAUGGCCCACUUUUGUUUAUAUAAAUAAGAGCUUCUGCCCCACCUGCAGACAUGUUUACUAAUGAUCAUAGCCAGGAUUAGAACCACUUUCAAACAUUGGGGCCUUCUUAACAAAAGUCUUUGAUAACUUAAGAACCAAAGUAACAGAGUAAACAGAGGCAUGAUGGAUCCCUGGGCCCCACUCCCCUCCUGACAGGUUCCCCAACAGCCCAUUUGCCCACUUCCCACUGCUCAGCCCACACCAGACCUCCAGGAGACAUCCCCCCUUGAGGCAGAGAUAUCCUGUUCCCUGUUCCCAGACAAGAAUUAGUUAAUCUUCCCUGUUCUCUGUGGUCCUUUUCUUCCCCCACAGCAGAUAGCUCACCUUGGACAGCUCUUCAUUCCUUGUUCAUGGAACCAGCUGCCCGCAGUCAGGCCCCAGGUUCUUCCACGGGUGAACAGAGCAUCUGACAAAAGGUCCCACUUUGGCCAGGGGUGAGGGAGAGAGCACCAGACAGGCUAUCCGAGAAUCUGAGAGCUGGGCCUGGCAAUUCCUCCAGCACCCUUGUGACCCAAGUCCAGUCACACAUUUCCCAAAGUUUCUCUUUGUCAUAACCCUGGUCUGGCUGGUUUUGAGGGCUUGAGAAUGGGUCAGGGACUCCAGGCCAAGUCCAACAGAGACCCCAAACCCACCACACACCAGCAGCCACAACCUCACCACCAACAAAGAGGACUCUUGUGGGGCCACAAGUAAGAGGUCAUUUCUGGAAUGGACUCAGAUCUUUAAACAGGACAGUUGGGCACUUCCAGUCAGUUUUUAAGCAAGGCAUGGGGAACGGGGAAUAGAACCUUUCAAAGAGGUUGCCCAGAGAAAAGCUGGGCCUCUUGCAUUCGGCUUCCUCGGAGCAGCCUCUUCUGGCAGAAAGCCAUCAGGUGCUCAACCAUCUUCCCCUGGCCAAGGUUCUGACCAUGCUUAGUACUGGAAUAGAAGUGGCCAGGCCCCCAGCAACUCUUCUUGGCCUCAUGUUUGUCCUCACAGGCAUGCCACGUGGCCUGAGAUGAUUCAGAGCAAAUCAUGCUAACUUUGAAUCCAUCCAGCCACUUGCAAAGGAUAAUCAGAAGUCAGCUUGUUCACUGUUAGAAAGAAACUAACAAAAGAGAACCCAGAGCAAUCUAGAAUCUUUGAGUGCUUGGCUUUCCAAGGAUACUGCGGAGACUCUGGCCAAGCUGAUGACCUUCUGAAGUGUCACUGGCACCAUAUGCAACAAGAACCACCAUUCACUGAGUAGCUAAUGGGUUUGGGGCCUGAGACAGUCCAUCUGAGGUCCUUCCUGAACAUGUCACUCAUCACAGCAGAGGACCAGUUGCAGCUUACCCAGGACCACUCCUCCAGGACAGCUGGAUAUCUUGCAUGCACCACCUUCAGCGCUGACUGCUGUUGUUCAAAAAAAGCCUUUGCUGCAUUCGGAGGACUGCCCCGUGCCCUGAGGUGACUUCCUAACUAUGUGGUUUCAUUAGCGAAUUUAUUUUUUGUGCUGGGUGGACAUUUGUAUUUUAUUAGGUUGCUGUUUAAGCUCAAGUUUGCUGUGCUCUCUGCAGCUACAAAACAUCUUGGCAUAUUUAAGAGUGGCUUUUAUAAAUAGCUUUAUUCUGAUAUUAGUCAGAUUCCCAACUUUACUGAGAAUUAAGGACUGGGGUACUUCAAAAAAAUGCAAAUAACAAUUGAAGAACCACUGCUGCAGGUGGUAGCCCUGGCUAGACUGAAUUACACUAGAAAUCAGCCAGAAGGAAGUGUCCUUGGGAUCCCAGAUCACUCUUUUUUUCAAAAAAAAAAAAAAAAAGAGGGGCAGCCCCUUGAUGGCUCAUCUCUCUGAAUAACAGUCACGUCUUCAUAUCGAUACCAGAUGCCUUCAUCAUGCCACUGAAGCCACUCACCACCUUCAAGAACAUGCCAACCUCUGUCAGACGCACCUACCCACAAACAAGGAGGCACGUUUGGCACAAAGUGUUGUCCUCCAGGUUCAAGUGGACUCUACGAGUGCUUGACCUCAACACACUGGAUUCCAGGUGGACUGGACCAAGAGCAGGCAAAGACACGGGAACUGAAAAACUCCACAGGGUUUGGAAAAUAGAAAUGAAAAGCCACAUCAUAUAACUCAAGAAUAAAUGGUGUUUUGGAAAUUUUAAAAUUAUCAUUGAAGGUGGUGAAACUAUUUCAGGCCCAAAUGAAAGGAAAUCCCCAGUUGGGGAUGAAAUCACAGAGCCUAUGUUUUAUGAUAUGGUUGGAUGUCCACUGAUGAAAUUUUAAAGGAGUUUCAUUUUUAAAAGUGCGCAUGAUUCUACAUAUGAGAAUUCUUUAGGCCAAGAAACUGUCCUUGGCUCAGAGGUGUUGGGAAUUAAAGCAGAGAGAAGCCAUUCGUGAUGCUUAGAACCAAGGAUGGUCAUGUACACAAAGACCAUCGAGACGGCCAUUCUUGUUUACAAAACACUUACCAAGAAAGCACUUUGUAGGGGAACCUUAGUAAGUUCUUCUCAUUUCAUUACGUUUCUUCAAAGGAAACAGGAGAGACUGAAUUAAUAAUUCUCUCUUUCCUCUUAAGCACUUUUAAAAUAAUGAAGUACAUCUUGAAAUUUUGGGAGGCAUCUCUGAUUAAAAAAAAAAAAAAAGGCUGCUUGACGUAUGUUAUGCAGAGACACUCUGCCUCUGGUGGCUGCAGAGCAACACCCAAGCCUCGUUUGGAAGGCUUAACAUUUGGAAUUGCACUUUAAUUGAUUAAUCCUCAAUUCAUGUGGCCUUACGGGAUGGUGGGUCUGGGACCCCAAUUCAUUCUUAUCUGCCAAAGAAUUAUCUAGAAGCACACCAAAUACCAGCAUCCCACCUGCACAAUGGGGGUGGAAAACUUUUGUAUCCCUAAGCAUAUUAUUUUAUAGUGUCUGCCAUGCCAUGUGGAAAUACUUUACUUUUUAACCUCAGGAUUUAAAUAAAGUAAACACUAUGACAUUUAGA
Pongo pygmaeus (Bornean orangutan) is the source of this 8565-nucleotide messenger RNA. It is a transcript of the gene FYCO1, whose product is annotated as FYVE and coiled-coil domain autophagy adaptor 1. Gene Ontology annotation, molecular function: metal ion binding. Lineage: Eukaryota; Metazoa; Chordata; Mammalia; Primates; Hominidae. The transcript is spliced from 18 exons. Gene Ontology annotation, biological process: plus-end-directed vesicle transport along microtubule; positive regulation of autophagosome maturation. Bases 239 to 4675 code for a protein of 1478 amino acids. Gene Ontology annotation, cellular component: autophagosome; late endosome; lysosome. The record is from RefSeq and is a predicted model, not a curated record.